Molecule: messenger RNA, 1438 nt
Organism: Protomyces lactucae-debilis
Lineage: Eukaryota; Fungi; Ascomycota; Taphrinomycetes; Taphrinales; Protomycetaceae
Exons: 2
Coding region: 450-1190 (246 amino acids)
Source: RefSeq, a predicted model, not a curated record
GCACCCCUAAAGCUGCAGGCUUGUUGCUGCAGGGGUGAAAUUGCUUUCAGAUGACUGUUUCUCGUCGCUUCUUGCAGCUAUAGCUGAUUCUGGCCGCUUAGCAUCAUCCCAUUGGCAGCGUACAUUGCCAGCCUUUUCACAUGAUCAAAUGUCUCAUAUUCCCCUGACUGCGCCGAGUCACACCUGCGAAUGAUACCAUGUGACGCUUUCUUGCCAACAUGGCCAGCUGCGGCUGCUCGAUAAUAUUGAGCCAUUUUUGACCAACAAGUCCCAGUAGACUACUGCUAUUCGAAAUAUGGCAGCAUUUCUACUGACUCCCGAUACGUUUGUGCCGAGACGCGUGGUUGUAUCGCAUGGAGAGGGUUGCUCCACGGGCAGUCCCCCUGAAUGAAGUAGAUUUAUAAAUUGCCCACUCCACCUGUGCUGAGCUUCUCAAUAACAAUCAUCCAAUGCACAAUCCUCAGCUUCUGCUUGCCGUUCUCAGCACCGUUAUGAUUGAACUGCAGGCCACUACCACUACCACGACGCCGCCGGGCUCGAGCUAUACAAUCAGUCCCACAGACGUGCCAAGCAUCGUUGUGCCCGAUUGUAUCUGGAGGUCAGAUCCAGCUGAUACUAGUGCCAACCCACCGUAUUUCAACGAGGUAUUCACCUAUUUUCGAAUCAAGCAGCCCACCAAGCAAUUCCCUGAUAUAGUGGCUGAACUGGAAAGCCCGCACCUCAUCACGGUCCGACGGAACGACCCCAAUGUGGCUCGUGAGGUCAAAACAAUCACAGACCUGACGUACGUCUUCGGUCCUUCGAACUUACACCUGCCUCAAACAGGUCCGAAUAAUACGCUCUAUGGUAUUGAUCUUUGCCAGGCAAUUAAGGUCAAAAACAGUCAGGUCCUUGAGUUCAGUUGGGGUCUUCAGUGUCUCGACGGCCUUGCAUGGGUUUGGCGCUUCCAUACAAGCCAUAAGCAAGGUUCCACUUGGCUGACUGGUGAGAAACUGAUGAUAGAGGAUGUGAUACUCUCCAUCUUCACACUCGCUGCAGCGAAACUCUCAUGCUGCUCAAUUCCACAUAGCUAUGGUCAUCCUGCCAGCCGAAUGACUUUGCCUUCUGACGACUUGCACAGCCACUUGCACUCCAAACUGUACAUCUACUUUUGCUUUGCAACCGUGCGCUUGCAAAAAUGCCGAAAUUGACCAAAUCUUCAGGGGUAUACUAGACUGACUCGACAGCGUCUUGACGUUGUCGGCUUAGUAAUUGUAAGUCACCACAGCCAAACAGGCCUCUUGCACUAUAAGUCCAUCUCCUACCUCGUAGGAUGUAAGCGAUCAAAUGUUAGCCAGCUGAACAACGUUGCUUCAUAGCAGCAUGGUCUGCUGUCAACUGCUGACUCGCUGAUUGCAAGAUGCCCUCGACUAUCACUCGGUCAAGUUGAUCUGCGAUG